Molecule: messenger RNA, 1735 nt
Organism: Melitaea cinxia (Glanville fritillary)
Lineage: Eukaryota; Metazoa; Arthropoda; Insecta; Lepidoptera; Nymphalidae
Gene: Hrb27C
Product: heterogeneous nuclear ribonucleoprotein 27C
Exons: 12
Coding region: 106-1659 (517 amino acids)
Molecular function (GO): RNA binding
Source: RefSeq, a predicted model, not a curated record
UAAGCGGAUGUGGUUGGUCCGCCAUAAUCAUUCGUGUGGGUCUGUGCUUGUGUGGUUUAGGUGUCUUUACCGGUGCCAACCAUUAUUUUUAAUUAGUAAUAAGUUAUGCGUAUGAAUCCAGACAUGGACGAUGACGAGAAGGGAAAACUGUUCGUUGGUGGCCUAUCAUGGGAAACGUCGCAGGAAAAUCUGCAACGGUAUUUCUCUCGCUAUGGUGACGUAAUCGACUGCGUCGUGAUGAAGAACAGCGAGUCUGGUCGCUCGAGGGGCUUCGGUUUCGUAACCUUCGCCGAGCCUUCGUUGGUCAACGUUGUUCUACAGAACGGUCCUCACCAGUUGGAUGGCAGAACGAUCGACCCCAAGCCGUGCAAUCCCCGAACUCUGCAGAAACCGAAACGGGGUGGUGGGUACCCUAAGGUUUUCUUAGGCGGUCUUCCCUCCAAUAUUACCGAGACCGACUUGCGUGUAUUCUUCGGCCGUUAUGGCAAGGUCAUGGAAGUCGUCAUCAUGUACGACCAGGAGAAAAAGAAGUCCCGUGGCUUCGGAUUCCUGUCCUUUGAAGAUGAGAUAUCAGUAGAGCGGGUGACCCAAGAACACUUCAUCAAUCUCAAUGGGAAACAGGUGGAGAUAAAGCGUGCUGAGCCACGUGACGGUUCCGGCAAGUUGGGCUCAGGAGGUGGUGGCAUGGGUGGUGGUGGUAUGGGCGGGGCACCCGGGGACGCGCCCGCUGCUGGCCAGUGGGGUCCGCCUCAGGCCGCGCCAAUGAACAUCAUUCAAGGGCACAACGGCCAAAUGGGCGGCCCCCCCAUCAACAUGCCCAUGGCUGGACCUAACAUCAUGCAAGGCUACCAGGGCUGGGGCACGUCCGCCGGGCAGACGUCGUACGCGGGCUACGGUGCGGCGGGCGGCGCGGGAGGUCCGGGCAACUACCAGGGCUGGGGCGCGCCGCCCGCCCCGCAGGCGCCGCCGCACGCGCCCGCCUGGCCCGCCACCAACAACUACACGCAGCACGCGCAGCCGCCCGCGCAGGGCUACGGCAGCUACGCAAACUACAGCUCGGCUCCCGCGGGCGCUUCUGCUGGAGGCAGCUGGACCAACUGGAGCAUGCCUCAGAACUCCAACUCUACCGGUUCCGGCUCGUACGUGCCGCUGUCGGAGGGCGGCGAGAUGUACGGGCGCGGCGGCGGCGGCGCGGCGGGCGGCGCGGCGCCGGCGCUGGCGGGCGCGCUGUCGUCGGCCGCGCUCAGCAAGUCGUCGUCCGCCGACUACUCCACCUACCAGCAGUACCCGCCCGCCUACCAGCAGGACCAGGGCUCGUCGUACGGCGGCUCGCGCUACAGCGGCGAGUACCACUCGGGCGCCGCGCAGCCAGAGAGCGAUGGAGUGACAGCCGGCAGUCCCAAGUUUACCAACAUGUCCGCGUUGAACAAUGCGGUCGAUACGCCGCCACAGGUCCCGGUGAUGUUCUGCCCCGGUAUGGUUUCGCCGCAGCCUUCUUUUUGUAACAUAUCGGACAUGUCCGCCACGGCGUCAGGUGAUGACUAUGAAUACACGGGGGCCUCCGGGGACGGAUACCAGAAAUCCUCGAAACGCACCCACCAUGGAACAUCAACUAGCGGAACCGCAUCUGCUCCAUCUUACCAUCCCUACAGACGUUGACGUAUGACUUCACUAUCGCUACUGGCCGAACCCUGCAGUCUUCAUUCACCUCCCUUCUCUGAAUGUCUCUAUAGAA